CGUUGUCAUUUGGAGGAUCUAAAUGACUGAAUAUUGAGACAGAAAAUACGUAAUAUCACUGCAUAUGAUAAGUUUUAAAGAAAUAUAUUGCUAUUAACAAAAUGGUCCUGCUAGAAAAUGACGCGUUUUUAGUGGAGUUGACACGACUUUUCGACAAAUCUCGACUUUCUGGUUCUGUAGUACUUACUAUUAAAAGAUUUAAUGGACACAAUAAACCAAUACCAAGAGAAGGCAGACCUCCAUUACCAACACCAAGUGAAUUUUUUUGUUUAGUGAGAGCUACAUUGAGAUCAAAAAAGAUUUCUACUGUUAUACAUUCUAAGGAUGUAAAUAAGUUUCAACAAGCGUAUUGGAAUUUGUUAAAAUCAAAUAUCAAUGGUCUUAAGAAAUUGAAAAAAGUGAAAUCUGUAAAGCCUAAAGUUCAUUAAUUUGUGACAUUCACAGUGUAACAUUUAUAUAUUGUAUAUGUUAUU
This is a messenger RNA of Eufriesea mexicana, 473 nucleotides long. RefSeq names its product signal recognition particle 14 (gene Srp14). Lineage: Eukaryota; Metazoa; Arthropoda; Insecta; Hymenoptera; Apidae. Bases 102 to 428 code for a protein of 108 amino acids. The record is from RefSeq and is a predicted model, not a curated record. Gene Ontology annotation, molecular function: endoplasmic reticulum signal sequence receptor activity; 7S RNA binding. Gene Ontology annotation, cellular component: signal recognition particle, endoplasmic reticulum targeting. Gene Ontology annotation, biological process: SRP-dependent cotranslational protein targeting to membrane. The transcript is spliced from 4 exons.